Molecule: messenger RNA, 4281 nt
Organism: Stegostoma tigrinum
Lineage: Eukaryota; Metazoa; Chordata; Chondrichthyes; Orectolobiformes; Stegostomatidae
Product: vascular cell adhesion protein 1
Exons: 7
Coding region: 671-2254 (527 amino acids)
Biological process (GO): cell-cell adhesion
Cellular component (GO): membrane
Molecular function (GO): integrin binding
Source: RefSeq, a predicted model, not a curated record
AUUUCAACCGGAUAGCAACAAGCAGUCCAGUGCCCAACGAUGGUUGCAUCGCUCUCUUCCUCGCAGUAAAAAAACAGUCAUAUAGUGGCUAAUCUGAUUGACAUGCUGGUGGGGAACAGGCUUCGUUUUCUCCAAUUAUUAUGAGGGACUACCAGGAACUCAAGUGUGCACUGAAAAGGCAGAAGCCCAUAAGUUGAAUUCCAUGUAUGAAAAUCUGGCGCAGACCAGAGAUAGACAUGGUCUUCCUGCACUCUCAUGAGCCACCUGACUCGAUUUUAAUCACAUCUGAACAAAACUUACCCUUUAAUUACUCCCCAAGGCUCCACAUAACUGCUUCGUAAUUGAUAACGGGUACUUUAAAGUUGAAGUUUUAAUCGUUGCAUCUCUCAUUUGCCGGAAGCUUCUUAGUAUUUUCGUUGGCGAACUGUGCUGGUCUUAGAUUUUUGGUUCCACGGAUCGGGUGGAAGUUCCCAGAACCUAUCUGGGCAAAGCAAAAGGGGAUGUUCGAUCAGGUGAUUGGGAAUUUCUUUUCAUUGCAGCGGGAAGUUCCCAGUUCGGCAAACGGCUCUAUAAAACGGGAGGAACAAGUACCAAGCGCGACCAUCAGUUCCUUAGUGGUUAGCAGUGACAGAACACACCACAGGUUCGAACUGAGAAAGUGCACCGCACCAUGGCUGCUGGAAGCUCACACCCGUAUCGUUUGCUGACACUCAAAGUCCUGCUCACAACGGUAUGCAGCUUCCAAAUACAGCUGCAGCCAGAUCCUUUACCGUGGAUCCGGGUCGGCCAGGAGCUGGUACUGAGGUGCGAAAGCAAGGACUGUCCCUCUCCUAGUUUCGUUUGGAGAACCGGAAUUGACAAACCUCUCGGGGGCACGGUGAGCAGCCAGGGCUCGGUGUCUACCCUCACCUUCUCCCCGGUGACCCGCCAGGACGAGAACACAUUCAUCUGCUACGUGACCUGCGGCGAGCAGAAGAAACAGAAAUCCCGGGCGGUGGACGUUUACUCUUUCCCAGAUGCGUUGAUCCUGCAGGCGGUCGGGACUUUGGAAGUGGGCCGGAAGAGCACCGUCUCCUGCACCGUGCCUGAUGUUUACCCCCCGGGCAGAAGGGAGGUCAAGCUAUUGAAAGGAGAGACGGUCCUAGCGGAAAAGCAGCAAUUCGGUGGAGAGGCGAUCACCCUCAGCGCUGAACUGAUCCCUUCCCUGCGUGACUCAGGCCAGGAGAUCACCUGCCAGGCUCAGCUCUACAUCCAGGGACUCUCAAAGUCUUUGGAGGACAAGUUAAUGUUACACGUCCUGUAUGCACCCAGAAUGACGCAGAUUUCUGUAACACCAUCUGCCACAGUGAGAGAGGGUCAGGAUCUCCAGCUGGCCUGUACUGCUGAGAGCAAGCCCCCUGCCAGCUUUGUGUGGAGCAAACUAUUAGCCCAGGGUUGGUCAGUCAUUGCCCAGAAUGAAUCCACUCUGCAGCUGCCCAAACCCCAGCUUGCAGACUCCGGAACCUACCGUUGUGAAGCCAGCAACAUGCUGGGGCAGGAGGCCAGACAACUGGAGAUUCACAUUCUCACUGAACCUCGAGAUACACAUCUCUCCAUCAGUCCAGCCGCUGUGAAAGAAGGAGAGCGUGUCACUGUCACCUGCACCAGCCACUCAAACCCCCCCGCUCAGAUCAUUCUGAGCAAGAAGACAGAAAGUGGGCAGAUAAAGUUGGACUCGAAGAAUGGAACAUUUGUAAUUGAUGUGGCUCACGCUAGUGAUGAAGGGCAGUAUGAAUGUGAAGCCAGAAAUGAUCUGGGAACACAGAUCCAGAACACAGAGCUCGUGGUUCAAGUUCUGAGUCUUUGGGUUCAUCCUUCCAAAUUGGUUAGUGAAGGUGAGAAUGUCACCAUCGGCUGCACUGUUCACAGCAAUUUCUCUGCAAAUUUCACUUGGAAAAAAAGGGAGAAUAAUAGUGAAACUAUUUUGCCAUCCACGAACAACUCCUUUUCCAUCCUUCAAAUAACUCACAGUGAUGCUGGAUAUUAUGAGGUUGAAGUAAUCAAUGAAUUGGGGAAUCAAACAGGAUUUGUGUCAAUACAAGUUACUGGAACAACGCUAUAUGUCCCUACUGAUGAGAAACCGAGGGGGAUCCUAGAAACAGCAUACAUAGGUGCUUCACUUGGAUCUGCUGGAUUAUUAUUUAGUACGAUGUACUAUAUCUAUCGCAGAAGUAACUGCAAGGGAUCAUACACGAUGCCAACAGAGCAGAUCUAGUGAAGAAAUAAAGGACUGGAGGAAUUAAUAUUCCUACUGUACCGACUGUUUAAUCUUCUAGCCUUGCUGUUAGAAGCAGGAUGGUGGACUGGGAGAUGACUUUUGAAUUGUCCAGGAACUUGAACAAAGGAAUUUUUAAAAAAAAAGUAAUUACCUUUGUUCACUUCAAAGAACUUUAACAGAUAAUUCAAAUAAUAUGACUUCUUCAGAAUGCAAACUUAAUUUUAUCACAAUUGCUCACCUCCAUGUGACAUUUGCAGAACAGUGAAAAUAAUUUUGUUUCCAAGAUGGAUAAGAAUUUAGGGAUGCUUUGGGUGAUACAAAGCAUAGGACAGUCCCUGUCAUAUGAAUGUGAUGCAAUAGCAUUACCAACAGUUGACAUUCAGAGAAUGGAAGGCAAAAGAAAACUUGAACUUAAGACACUUUAUUGUAAAUAGUUUUUAAAUGUUUUUUACCUAAAUAGUUCUGUGAUAUUUAUUAAUUUCAAUGUAUAUUAUGUUGAUAGUAAAACUGUAGAAACAAUUCACUUUAAAAUAGUCACUGGCAAUGACUGUGGUAACUAGCUGUAGAAAGCAGAUUCACAUUCAGGCUCUUAACACUCAAUAGUGAUGUAGAUACGGUUGCUAAGUGCUGUUAAAUUCAGUGCCCAUCCCGCUAUCACAGCAGGCCUGGUACCUACAAGUGACAGCGAUCUCCAAUUUAUACUAAAAUAUCUGCAAUAAUUCAGGCAGCUACAGGCUAAUGCUGUAGACAAACUAUAUUGAGAUGUUGCGUUGCUGCAGCACAACCUGCUAAGGUAGUGAGGACUAGUUCCACAACCAGUUCUGGAUCUAUAGAUCCAAAACACUAUCCACUGUGGCUGUAUCCAGGCACUGACUACUGGGUUGAGCUUGAAUACUGUGCUGGUCUGUGACAUUAUGCUAGGGUGGGAUCAAUUUCUAAAACUGGGAUUAGAAAUCGUGCCCAAUUAUGACUCAUAUAUGACAAAAUAAAUUCAAUUUAAUUUAUCCUACAGUCUGCUUCCGUUAAUUCAAAGCUUUCUUUGGGUGAAAUUUUGAAUUAUCCAGUAAUUUGAACUAAGCAACUUAAUAAAAACUGGAAUUACAUUUGUUCACUUCAAAGAACUUUAACAGGUAAUUCAUAUAAUACAAGUUCAGAACGCAAACAGUUAAUGAAUUUACCAGUUUUACAAUCUCCCCACUCCCAGCCUCAUCCCAUGACCAAAUCUCACUCUCAUCCCCACCUGCUUGAACUGAUGCAACCUGUCCAUGUUCCCUCCUACCUAUCCCUCCCACUGACCAAUCCCCACCACUCCCUACCUCCACACACCUCUCACCAUCCCACCUACCUCCACACACCUCUCACCAUCCCACCUACCUGCCCCAGCCCCAGUCCCACCCCUCCUCUCUCUCUACUUCCCAGCUCCCUUUCCCUUCCCCAUCCCCAUUUCUGAAGAAGGGUCCCGACCCAAAGUCAACUUACCUGCUCCUCUGCUGCCUGGCCUGCUGUGUUGUAUCUUAAUUUUAUUACAGUUGCUUGCCUGCAUGUGACACUUGCAGAAGUGUAUAAAUAAUUAGUUUCCAAAAUGGUGGAUAAACAGACACUUUGGGUGAUUUUUUUUUGUUGCAUCCAUGGAAGAAAUUGUAUUAUUGUUUUCGUUGCUUCCAAAGGUGAUUAAAUACCUUGAAAUAUCAAGUGUACAGUCGAUUACGGGGCGACAAUUGUAUUUUUAAUGAAAUAAAUUUUUUUUAAAAAAUCUCUUGCUGGUCUGGGAGUCAAAUAUAAGAUCAACAAUAUCAAUUUAUUAGUCCUGACAAUACUGGGAGUAGUGGGAAAAGAAAUUGCUACUGGACAAAGGCAUACUGGGGAGAAUCUGCAAAUCGCUACACAAAUAGAAAAAGCACAAGAAUAAUUAGGAAUAAAAUGAAGUAACUUGGGAGGUGUGAGGGAGCGUCAUUAAAGCACACAGCAACAGAGAGGAAAAGCAAAGGGGAUAAAGGAAGAGUAACAGAGAAACUGUUUCAGAG